Cyprinus carpio (common carp) is the source of this 2371-nucleotide messenger RNA. RefSeq names its product neuropeptides B/W receptor type 2-like. Gene Ontology annotation, molecular function: neuropeptide receptor activity; neuropeptide binding. Lineage: Eukaryota; Metazoa; Chordata; Actinopteri; Cypriniformes; Cyprinidae. The record is from RefSeq and is a predicted model, not a curated record. Gene Ontology annotation, cellular component: membrane; neuron projection. Gene Ontology annotation, biological process: neuropeptide signaling pathway.
CAGAAAAAGGAGAGCUCGCGGUAGAAUGUGACGUCACCAGUCGCACUUCUUUCCUGCUUGUUGGGAAAGCGCGAGUUGCGCUGCCUGGCGCAAGAGGAGACAGCGCACGGAGAAAAAAUAUCUUACACGUCUGUUUUCUGCAGGAUUGCCAAUGUUGUAUCACCCUCAGAUCUCGUGAUGUGUAAAGACACAGAUGCAAGACAUCGAGCACCUAAGACUCGUGGAGAGAUCUGCGAAAGCGAGAGCGCAGCUUUAUAAAGUAAAGCACUUAUCCCCGGAGGCUCAGCUGUCACACUAUGGAGAAUAUCACAAGCCACUUCAUCCCAAACCCGACAUGCAACUACAGCAUGGACUUAUAUUAUCACAGCUCUCCAAACCGGAGCGAUCUGAACUGCACGCCGCCGGCUGACUACUUCUUUUACGCAGAUCUGUACGUGGUUCUCCCGGUCAUUUACUCCGUGAUAUGUGCCGUAGGUCUGACAGGCAACACGGCGGUCAUAUAUGUGAUCCUUAAAGCACCCAAAAUGAAGACGGUGACCAAUAUGUUCAUUCUGAACUUGGCGAUCGCCGACGACCUAUUCACUUUAGUGCUGCCCAUCAACAUAGCGGAGCAUCUGUUACACUACUGGCCGUUCGGUGAGGUGCUGUGCAAAAUCAUUUUAAGCAUCGACCACUACAACAUCUUCUCGAGCAUCUACUUUCUGACGGUUAUGAGUGUGGACCGGUACCUGGUGGUGCUGUCGACCGUGCGCUCCAAGCGCAUGCCGUACCGCACAUACCGGGCAGCCAAGAUAGUGAGCCUGUGCGUGUGGCUGCUGGUGAUCCUCAUUGUCAUGCCGUUCACCGUCUUCGCGGGAGUCUACAUCAGUCCCGACGAUACCGAGAGAAAAAGCUGUGUCCUAAGUUUCCCCAGUCCUGAAAGUUUAUGGUUCAAAGCGAGCCGGAUUUACACCCUUAUACUGGGCUUUGCCAUUCCGGUGUCUACGAUUUGCAUUCUUUACACCAUGAUGCUGUACAGAUUAAGAAACAUGCGCUUGAAUACCAACGCCAAAGCGCUGGACAAAGCCAAGAAGAAAGUGACUAUCAUGGUGUUUAUCGUACUGGCCGUGUGCCUGUUCUGCUGGACGCCCUUUCACCUCAGCACCAUCGUAGCGCUGACCACAGACCUGCGGACCACACCGCUUCUCAUCGGCAUCUCGUACUUCAUUACCAGCCUGAGCUACGCCAACUCCUGCCUGAACCCGUUCCUCUACGCCUUCCUGGAUGACAGCUUCAGAAAAGCCUUCAAGAAGAUGUUAGAAUGUAGACCUGCUUGAAUGUAAAGCACUUUGAAGAAACGAAUGACACAGAGAAGUGAAUUCCAGUUGGAUUCUAGGAUUUGAAUUGAGGCAGCAAACAGGAUGCAAUUAAGGCGUUUAGCUAUAGGAAUUUUAAUUUAAUUAGAAAUGAAAUCAUUUAUAUAUAGGAUAUAUGACUGCAAUGAGCCUAGUUUUUAAUUGGAAAACGAAAGUGUUUUUUUUAUUAUUAUUGCUUGACAAAGCCUUGUAAGACCUAGUAAAUAUUUGAACAUAUAUUUAAAUAUAUUGUAUUACAAUAUGAAAAGUAUUUUAGCACAUAUUUAAAUUAUAUUUAAAUUAUUCAGUUAUAAAUGAAAACUAUUGCCAUUCAAUAUUGUGUAGUUUGUCACAUUCAAAUUCACACUCAUAAACUGAAAGCUUCCCAAUUAUAAGAUUAUGAAUUUUGCCCAACCCUGAUUAAAAUUACAGUUAUGAUCAUAACUUAUUAUUGGCAGUGUCUCAACAUGUAUGAGAUGCCCAAGUUGACAUUUUAUUAUUAAACUCAUUGUCAUUCCAUUUCAAAUUCCAAUUCAAUAUCCUAUAGUUUGUUGCCAAACUCACACUCGAUUUUCUAUUUUAUGCCUAACCCGGAUUAAAAUACAGUUAUGAUCACUGUGUCCACUACUUCAGACUCCCAUAUCCCAUGUGUAUUACAAUAAUAAAGGAAAAUGUUUUCCUGAGACCAAAUUCUAAUGUGAGAGUUUGUCUCCCUCUUGUGCUCUCUGUGAUGAAAUAAUGAAGCUGAAAUAUUUUGAAAUGUGCUUCAACACAUACAUGUCUGACAGCAGUGCCCUGGAAUUACAAAAUGUGGUAUCAUUGCUGACGUAGGAUGACAUCAUGUGUUUCUCAAAGAGCAGGGGUUUAUUUGUAUAUAUGUAUAUAUAUUUGUAUAGACCUGCUUUUGUCACAUGAAACAUCACCACUUUCUGUCUAGCAGCAUUUUAUCUUAAUAGCACAUUUGAGACAGUUAUUUAAACGUGCAUUCCCUUUCCUUUAAAUGAAUUAAUAUUAAUGUAAAACAUUUUUGUGUAUAU